Molecule: messenger RNA, 597 nt
Organism: Suillus fuscotomentosus
Lineage: Eukaryota; Fungi; Basidiomycota; Agaricomycetes; Boletales; Suillaceae
Exons: 4
Coding region: 1-597 (198 amino acids)
Source: RefSeq, a predicted model, not a curated record
AUGGCCAGUAGAGCGACAUCUGAACCUGUGGCUCAUGGACAGGAAGGGAAAGGGAAGGUAUUGUAUGUGGGUGGGGACGACAGGGAAACAUUAUUGAAAGGUCUUAGAAACCGGGCCUUUAAUCGCAGGAAGUUAUCUCCUCAGCGCGAGGUUGUUCGGGAGAGUCGAAAGGUCGUAUAUGCAGUCAAGCAAAACGGGUUUGUCGAAUCCUUCAGUCACACAGAUCUUGCCGACGAAACUGGCCUUCCACCUGUGUCUGAUGACGGUCAGCACCCGUCAUUCCAUGAGCGGCCCUUUCUUAAGGGUACUGGUACGGGAAAAACAAGGUGGUUCCGCUCAUCCAGUGCGCAUCAACUUCUCUGUCCGAAUGAGGAUGUUGCUGGUGCGGUUGGUGACCUCUACGUCUACACGAACAUUCGCUCUAGAAUAACAUAUAUCUGGGUCAUGCAUCCUGUUGAAGGUUGGGUUUCCAUCACAGCAGGGGGCAAUCACCCGACUGUGCCUAACAGGCGCUUACGAAUUCGCAAAGAUGGUGACCCAAGCUGGGUCCAGAUCCGAUCACUUAUCUCAAUGGAGUCAAGAGAACGCCGUCGCUGA